Molecule: messenger RNA, 849 nt
Organism: Macroventuria anomochaeta
Lineage: Eukaryota; Fungi; Ascomycota; Dothideomycetes; Pleosporales; Didymellaceae
Exons: 1
Coding region: 1-849 (282 amino acids)
Source: RefSeq, a predicted model, not a curated record
AUGCGAAGCGUGUGCGACGAGAGAACCGCGGUGCUUCCCCGCUUCAAGGGUUGCUUGUGCCUAGCGCGUGCUGUGCGCGGGCUGGCAGGUGCCAUCAGACGCCCUUUCCUUCACUUGGCUAGAGCACCUUCCGCUACCGAAUCACGACAUUGCAACCGUCGCCACGCUCACGACAGCAACAAAGCUCAAAAUCCGAGAGCAUGGGCGGCAUUGCGUGCUCCGUUCCCAGUGUCUCCACAGAGAUAUCAACAUCGGAGGGAUUCCGAUACGGGGUUCCAUACGUGUAGAAAUGACAUCCGUAAUUUAGACAGCAGAGUAGGUGGUCAUGAAAUCGCCAAUGCGGUAUUUACUCUUUAUGUUGGAGGCGGUGAGGUUGGCAUCGCAGCAACAUUUCUUGACUUUCUUACAUUCUGCCUCAGUGGGAUUAGUCGAGAGAACAAUUACGGAACGACUAUCGAAAGCUUCCGCAUGGGAGACGGCCACCAACUGCUUCCGCCCGUGUGGUGGCGCGGCUGGCGCCAGCAUCGAAUGGAGGCUAGCCGUGUGUUCUGCCUCACGAAUGAUUGUCUUUGUUAUCUGCUUGGCUGGCGGAGAGGGAUUCAAGACAAGGCCUGGCAUGAUCAUGACCUUACUCGGGAGAUCAUGCACAGUGGCCUGGAUCAUGGGUACAUGAGGCUGCAUGAAUCGAGGCGGCCUCCAGGUCGACCGGGCUUCACAUUGUCCCGAAAUGGCAUGGCAACUCCGAGAGGUUCAGAUGACCACCCAAAUAUGGAAGCGAACAAUAGUGUGUGUCUUGCUUCACAAGCUGCGUACUACCAAUCUAAAGCUUCUUUAGACAGUCGUCCCUAA